ACUGACAUGUGACUUUUGUAAAUACGCAUCAACUAGAUAUUACGCCACGUAAUUUACAAAAUCAUUGGAACAAUCAAGUCAGCUGUCAUAACCUUAUGUACAGCAAUCUAAAAUAUAAAUUUAAUAAAUAUUUACUCAAACUGAAACGGAUAAAUUAAAAAAAAAUAUAUAGAACUAUUUGGUGUGCGGAGUAAUUAUUUGUUUAUAUCCGAAAUCCGCCAUAUUUGUUGACAAUUUGUUGCAUCAAACAGAAAGGAGAAAAAUCUUUAAAUCGUAUCUAGAAGAAAUAAUGAAGUGGGAAUAUAAAGAAGAACAUCCCUUUGAAAAAAGGCGUGCUGAGGGUGAAAAAAUCCGAAAGAAGUAUCCAGAUCGUGUUCCUGUUAUUGUUGAGAAAGCGCCAAAGGCCAGAGUAGGAGAUUUAGACAAGAAAAAAUAUCUGGUGCCAUCAGAUUUAACAGUUGGACAGUUUUAUUUCUUGAUAAGAAAGAGAAUUCAUCUGAGGCCUGAAGAUGCUUUGUUUUUCUUUGUAAACAAUGUGAUCCCUCCAACAAGUGCAACAAUGGGAUCUCUUUAUCAGGAGCAUCACGAGGAAGACUUCUUUCUAUACAUAGCAUACAGUGAUGAAAGUGUAUAUGGAGCCUAAACACUGGACUGAUGACUAAAUCUGUACCGGGAACCAGUUCUUUUAAAUCUAAUGCUUGUGUAUGAUAGAUGUGAUCAGAGAGUUAUAUAUGUUGCUUAUACAGAAUUUUACCUAACUUUGUAAAAUGUCUGUAUUUCAUGUGGUGACAUUUUUAACACAAUGGCAAAGAUCAUUCACAUAUUCUAUUUUUAUUGAGGGUGCAUAAACCCUCAGCCUUUGUUCUAAAAUUUCGUAAGCUUCAAUUAUUUGAAAAGUAUUUGCUUUGAAAAUGAGAAAAAAAUGAAAAAGUUACAUCUAACUGUGCAGUUGACCACAAUCAACUGUUGUUGAUAUUUAACAUCUUUUUUAAUCUUAUAUGCAUUUAAUAUUAUAUUUCUCUGUGUAGUAAAAGUUUGCAAUUAUGUAAUGCUUUUAUCAAUGUUCUACAAAAACACAGAAUGUUAUUGUUAUGAUGAAGUGAAGAAAGUGUUACAAUGCUCAGAAUUUUACACAAGUAUGUGUUUACAUUAAUGUACACGUAUCACACCCUAUGUUAAAAGCAGAUAACACUGACCCUUUAAAGAUAUUUUAUACAAUUUAGGAAUUUGAGUACAUAUACAUGUAUAGUACACACAUGGUUAUUCAUUUAAAAAAACUUAAUAUUGGGUAAUUCCCUUUGAAAAAAGAUUGCUGAAUUUUGUUGUUGAUAACACUGAUAGUGUCAUGCAAUUUCUGCUGAAUAAACAGAUUUUAUAUAUUGAGUUAACUACCAGCAUUUAUUAAAAGAUCACCACAGAUGUCACCCUGUGUGUGUAUUGUACAUGUUGUUUCUAUAUAUUCUACCAAAUUAACUGUUUUUAAAUAAUUUUGUGAUAAUUAUGUAUAUAAGUAGUGUAUUGUUAUUAUUAUCUAUUGUUUUUAUUGUUAUAUUAUCUGUAUGAAUGGAGAAAUAGAUGUAAAUAUUUUAAUUUUGUUGUAUCAUUUUAUCAGGUGGUAACUGGAUUUGUUUGUCUCGUGUCGGGGAGAUAGAUAUGGGAUAAUACUGCUUUUGUUUCUUACAGUACACGCAAGAUGUAAUAGUUUAAAGAUAACUUAUAUAGUAAGCUUCAGUAGAUCACUGUAAAAUUAGUAGAUCUUAUUAAUACAUGUACCCCAGAGAAUUUUAGCAAUUUAAUCUCUGUUACUUUUGGUCUUUAUGUUAGUACUAACUUUUGAUUGGUACCUAAAUUUUUUCCCAAAAAAUUACAUUAGAUUUAUGGUCACAGUUUUGCUUGCUUCCUGUAAAAUAUGCCCCCAACAUAAAUUAUUAUUCUAUUUCCGGCAAUUUUUUUUUGGUAUUGAACUUGCAUUCACUAGAAAGUGAUUUUAAAUAACUUAAUGUAUAGUAUCUUAAAUUUACUGCAACAUGUUAUGUGUACUGUACUAUUUGUCAUUAGCUGUCAUAAGUUUUAUCAAUCUGAAGGCUUAUCAUACUUGUAACUGAGGUCCAUAUCGUGUAUGAAUUAGUAUUACUUUUUGUUGUAAAAGCUGACAUAUUAUAUGCAGAUUUUUUUUUAGCAACUUGUCUAUUACAAUCUUAUUGUUUUAAUAUGUGAACAAUGAAAAUAAAUGUAACAUUUGAAAUAAAAAUUUUGACAGAGCUCAAGUUAAUAUUCGGUGAAAUUUCCUUAAUAUGCCUCUUCUGAUGAAAGAUGACAUUAGUCAAAAGAAAAUAUGUGUAAAGUGUGUUGGUGGUUGCUGUUAAAGCUGCAUGCAUACAAGUUGGUGUUCAGCCAUGCAAUGAAUUUAAUCUUUUGUGGAUUUUUUUGGUCAGUAUGCUCCAUCUUACUUAUUUAUUAUCAUGAUCUAAUAUAAAUGGAAUGGCUCUGUCAGUAAUUUUCUCAUGUUAACCUAAAAGAUCUAUAAUAUAUAUUUAUACAAAAUAUUUAUUCUUAUUAGAUGGUAUGUCUCAAAAAAGUCAUUAAGGUUUAUAAUUUUAUUUUUGAACAAAAUUAAUUGCAAUGUUUAGUGAAAAGCUCUUUCAACAAAUUUCGUUGAUAGUAAUACUGCCAUAAAACUUUGACAUAUCACACAGCUUUCUAGAAAAUAAUUCUGUUUCUCAGGUCUUUGACAAUAAUAUGUCAAAAGGGGACCACAUCAAAGAUUUUAUUUGAAAUUUGAAGUUAAGUUAUGUUUUACAGAUAUGAAUAUCAUUUAUUAUAUGUAAGAAGAGUAUAAAUGUCUGUUGAGUCCACAGUACUGACAUUUGGGGAUGUUAACAACAGCGCUGACAUUUGGGGAUGUUAAUGCAAUCAGAAAUUUUAAAUUUGUAUCUCAAUUUUAAUUACAACUAGAUGUUGUUGGACUCUGUCUCAUUGACAUAUACCCCAUUUCUUGUAUUUAAACAUAUAUAUAUAUAAAGUUUAAAAGGCCUGAUAAAUAGACUUUAUUUUAGAUCCCCUUACUAUUUUACAUAUAUUAAUUGGUAUGCUAAAGACAUUUUCUUUAUCCAGAUAUGAAUAUGUUUAAACAAUUUUCAACAGACAUUUGUUUCGACAUAUAUUGCAUCUUGUAAAUGUUCAUUUAUAAAAUAAAAUAUUGUUCAACUAAA
This is a messenger RNA of Mytilus californianus (California mussel), 3212 nucleotides long. Its product is annotated as gamma-aminobutyric acid receptor-associated protein. Gene Ontology annotation, cellular component: autophagosome membrane; cytosol; autophagosome. The coding region runs from base 290 to 643 and encodes 117 amino acids. Lineage: Eukaryota; Metazoa; Mollusca; Bivalvia; Mytilida; Mytilidae. Gene Ontology annotation, molecular function: ubiquitin protein ligase binding; GABA receptor binding. The record is from RefSeq and is a predicted model, not a curated record. The transcript is spliced from 3 exons. Gene Ontology annotation, biological process: cellular response to nitrogen starvation; autophagosome assembly; macroautophagy.